AAAAGCUCACGAGAGUGUGUUUGUGUGCCGAGGAGUUGACAGUUUUCUUAUCAACACGGAGAGAAUUUCCAAUUUAUUUAUAUCCUCGCUAUGAAAACAGCGUAAUUCAGCAUUCGACUCAUCAUUAGUGAACCAGCACUUGUGCCGAAAGCAGUCUUGUGUGAAAUCUCUGUGGAUUUUGUGGAAAAUUGUGUGAAAACAUGGUGCUUUCUCAGUCAAUGUUCAGGCUCUGCCGGCUGGCCGUAAACUCUCCGGGAAGGGCAUUCUUAGCCAAGACCUCAUCACCGGCUGUUUCCCGGUGUUUCAGCUUACAGACCGUCUGCCAUGCAGAGAGACGAUACACGGACAAGCACGAAUGGGUUUCGGUUGAAGGCUCCGUGGGCACCGUGGGCAUCUCACAUUACGCCCAAGAGGCGCUGGGAGACGUAGUUUAUGCCCAACUGCCGGACGUGGGCACAAACCUGAGCCAGAAGGACGAGUGCGGAGCGCUGGAGAGCGUGAAGGCCGCUAGCGAGCUGUACUCGCCGGUGUCCGGAAAGGUGACGGAGAAGAACACCGCCGUGGAGGAGACGCCCAGCCUCAUCAACACGUCCUGCUAUGACAAGGGAUGGCUAUUCCGAGUGGAGCUGAGCAAGCCCGAGGAGGUGGCUGCGCUCAUGGACGAGAAACAGUAUGAGGAGUUCCUGAAGAGCGACGACCACUGAAGCUUCUCCGGAUGAUAACGCUCCAUCUGGGCAUCAGUAGCUCGUGCACCAAAGCUUAUCACCCUCCGCGCGGGGCGAAAUGAGUUCAAACAAAACUGAUAUGCCGCAAUUUUUUGACUACUUAGUUAUAUAACGAAUUCUCGGUUGUAUUAAAAUCCACAAACAGAGA
Molecule: messenger RNA, 873 nt
Organism: Phlebotomus argentipes
Lineage: Eukaryota; Metazoa; Arthropoda; Insecta; Diptera; Psychodidae
Gene: ppl
Product: glycine cleavage system H protein, mitochondrial
Exons: 2
Coding region: 201-704 (167 amino acids)
Biological process (GO): glycine decarboxylation via glycine cleavage system; protein lipoylation
Cellular component (GO): cytoplasm; mitochondrion; glycine cleavage complex
Source: RefSeq, a predicted model, not a curated record